This is a messenger RNA of Naegleria gruberi, 1086 nucleotides long. RefSeq lists its product as uncharacterized. Bases 1 to 1086 code for a protein of 361 amino acids. The transcript has a single exon. Gene Ontology annotation, molecular function: antiporter activity. Gene Ontology annotation, cellular component: Golgi apparatus. NCBI's taxonomy places the organism in Eukaryota, Heterolobosea, Eutetramitea, Acrasida, Naegleriidae. The record is from RefSeq and is a predicted model, not a curated record.
AUGGCCAUGAUACAAUUAAAUAUUCAAUCAUCACAUGACGCAUCUGAUUAUUCUUUAGUGAAUGAAAAUGGUCAUUACAUAUCGGAUACAGAUUUUGUUAAAGAUUAUACUUCAAAACGAGAGGAACACUCAUCAAAUAUUAUACCCUUAAUGCUUGUGAAAAAUGAUUCGCUCUUCUCAAAGGCAUGGUUCUGGAUGGUUGUUCAAGGAACUUGCUCAAUCACACUAACACUUGCUAACAAGUACUUGUCAAUGAACUUUUCAUCACCUCUACUUGUCAUUAUGAUUCAGAAUGUAGUUUCACUCUUAUUCUUUGUGAUAUUCAAUCAUGUUGGGGUUUUCCCAUUCAAAUAUCCAAUGUGGAGAGAUUUCGCCUAUCAGUUACCCUCUAGCAUGUUCUUUGUUUUGUUGACAUGGACAUCUCUGGAAGGUUUAAGGUUGACAAGUGUGAGUUUGUUCACAAUUAUUAGAAAUUUAGUGCCCAUGAUAACUGCCAUUCUGGAUAUGACAGUUUUUGGAUAUUCCAUAGAUUUCCAAGUUGUUAGUUCUCUAAUAUCAAUAUUCCUUGGAGGAGUAUUUUACAGUAUUUAUGACUUUAGUCUUGAUUGGCAAGGAUUUCAUUGGAUUAUUCUCAAUACUUGUUGCUCUGUGGCUAUUCCAAUGAUUGAAAAACGGUUGUUGUACAAUUAUCUUCAAGGUCAAACUCCUGCUGGAAUGAAUUUCACAAGAAAUCUCUUGUCAAUUCCAUUGCUGAUGAUAAUUCUCAUGGUUAAAGAUGACAUGUUGUCCAUAACAAACUCUUUUCAACUAUUGAACUCUCCAUUCAUUUGGUUUUCACUUUUAAUGACCUCUGCUUUUGGUUUCUUCAUUGGAUUAUCUUAUUUUUUCCUUCUUCGAUUGACAUCUAACACUUCCAUAUCCAUUGCAAAUACCACCUACAAAUUAUUAACCCUGCUCAUUAGCUUUGCUUUUUUCGGAGUCUCAUUCAGUCUCUUCGGAUGGAUAGGAAUAAUUUUGAGUUUCCAAGGUGUCUUCUUCUUUAGUAUCCACUCCAGAAAAUCUCCACCAAAGAAUAAAAGUAAAUAA